This is a messenger RNA of Cooperia oncophora, 489 nucleotides long. The record is from the annotation of a GenBank genome assembly. Lineage: Eukaryota; Metazoa; Nematoda; Chromadorea; Rhabditida; Trichostrongylidae.
AUGAAUCGCUUCAAAAUUCUGCUCAGCUCACUUUGGUUUACUCAAUACGCAAGAUACGGUGCACUUGGUAGCUCAGGUACGUCCAGUUGCAAUGCGAAAGACGUGAUUCGUUUCAAUAACUGGUUCCGUUUCUAUGAGCUAGAAGCUUCCAACCAGCUAAACUACCAUGGAUGGUUUACCAAACAACCCGGUGUUCAAGUGUCAUUGCAAUUCGAGUGGAAUAACUGGAGGGCUAUGCAAACUUCCAUGUUGCUCAACACCUCACCUGAGUUUGAAAUGGCUGUCUACACGAUUUGUGCACUUAAUGGAGGACAGAUUGACCAGUGCUACCCUUCAAUGUCCGGUCCUCGUCCUGCUCCAACAAAAGAGCCUCAUACUAGGAAACCAAUCAGCACCAAGAAACCACACGUCGGUGACGAUUUCCAGGUGAGCUUCAGUUUGGUCAGCAAAGUGAAGCUUCCGUCUGUGAAUUCGGCAAUUACUAGCUAG